GCACUUCAGCGAAUAUUCAAACCUCAAAAGUGCACCGUCAAUGUAGGAAAGUCAUCACGCAGGCGAUACUGGUUCUGCGCUCUGUGAAAUUGCGUGUUCUUAUAGCACAAAUUGGCAGUGCCCGUAUAUUGGAUCAGUAAGGAAAAAAAAACAGCUUCUGAUGCGACAUGCCGCGUUUUCCUCUGGUGUAUUUUUCAGUGCUUCACUUCCCAAUCUUCGUCUGUUCGAGAGAAUCUAAUAGUGAUCCCGGAACACUAGUCUAUCCUCUGCUCUUUGAAACGAGGAGUGAAAAUGGAGAGAGGGCUGUUCACUUAAGUGAUGGGAACUUUGUGCACCUGCACAAAGCUACCGUACUGCACGAUACAUUGACUGUGCACUCAUUCCAGAACAACAAACGCAUCGUUCGAACGAUUGAAUCCAAGGAUAUCGAACGAAAUCUUUACGAAAACAAAAAAACAUUGGCUUCUCUUCUUCUGGAAGAAACUGCACAUGGAAUUGUGAUGGAGGGCCCUGUAAACCACACGUACCGCAUUCAACCUUUAUUUGAAGCUGAAAGGUCUGAGAGCGGACAAAUUGCUCACAAACUAUAUCUGGUAAAGCCACAUAAAGCAAAUGUUAUUGAAUCAAUUCCAGAAUUUGAACCUAUGCCUGAGGAUUUUAAAGUAGAGGCCAGAAGCGAACUUCCAAAGGUUUUUCGUCCUGACGUGUUUCUAAUAUCCGAUUAUGAACACAACAGGCACUUCUCGAGCCUUGAAAAACUGGUGAUAUACCUCGUCGUACUUUUCAAUGGCGUCAAACUGCGAUACGAAAGUGUGCGUUACCUAACAAUCAUACCUAGACUUGUUGGAAUUGAACGUGCUCAAUGGGGGCAAGACUCCUAUGAAGUGAUGUAUGGAGAAAGUAUGAUAUCAGAAGAUACUCUGAGAAACCUACAGUCGUACGUCGAAGGGCGGCUAAAUGACUUCAAGGGCGCUGACGCCGUUAUGCUGAUCACCGGACACUCCAUGAUCAGCGUUAGCACUGGACAGAUCAGGAAAGGUGUAGCAGGGAUAGCCAUGACUGGAGGUCUGUGCACGAGGCGAAGGGUGGCGGAAAGCUUGGACAUCGGGAGAGGAUAUGCCGGCAUUGUUCAUCUAGCUCACGAGCUGGCGCACUUAAUGGGAUCCAGUCAUGAUGAAGCGGCGCCCGUACCAGGCAUUCCAGGAAAUCAAGGUGCGUACCAUUGCCGCUGGAGUGAUGGACACAUCAUGAGCUACGACUUGAAGGACGAGAACCAGUUUACUUUUUCACAGUGCUCCCAAGAGCAGUUUGUGGUUUUCCUAAGGCUUGUCCCUCCACGUUGCAUAGAAAAUACUUGGACAGGCAAGUUGCCUAAGAACUCGCGUAGAUAUCCCGGUGACACUUUGUCCCGCAAAAAAUUCUGCCGCCGGGAGUCUGGAUUACUACAGUCAAAGGAAUGCACAAAAAGAAGCGGAGAUGCUCUUUGCAAGAUAACGUGCUGCCCUGGAAAAGACCGGUACAAACGAGACGUUAAAAUGGCUGAAUACUGGUGCCUAGAUGGAACAAACUGUGGCAAAAACAAGGAAUGCUACAGCGGUUACUGCAAGGCCAAACGCAAGAAGUAAAGCAUCAUCGAACGAAAAGAGGCGAGCAGGAAAUUAAGCCAUUAGCAUUCAGUGUGCUUUCUAAACUACAGCAACGUUUUUCUAAAUAAAUAAAUAAAUA
Molecule: messenger RNA, 1725 nt
Organism: Dermacentor albipictus
Lineage: Eukaryota; Metazoa; Arthropoda; Arachnida; Ixodida; Ixodidae
Product: venom metalloproteinase antarease TserMP_A-like
Biological process (GO): proteolysis
Molecular function (GO): metalloendopeptidase activity
Source: RefSeq, a predicted model, not a curated record